AUGGCGACGCCGAACAGAAUCGAACGCGCUCACCAGAUGUACCGUGAUGGACGAUACGAGGAGGCGUUAGGGUUCUACACGGAGGCAAUCGCCAUGGCCAAGACCAACCCUCAGAAGAUCGCUUUGCAUAGCAAUCGAGCCGCGUGCUAUCUCAAGCUUCACGAUUUCAAAAAGGCAGCAGAAGAGUGUACCUCGGUGCUUGAGCUUGAUCACAAGCACAGUGGGGCCUUGAUGUUAAGGGCUCAAACACUAGUCACCCUGAAGGAGUACCAUUCAGCUCUCUUUGACGUCAACAGACUGUUAGAGUUGAAUCCAUCUUCAGAGGUUUAUCAAAAUCUUCAUGCUCGCUUGAAGACACAGUUGUCACUUGCUCCAAUACCAGAAUCAGAAGAGGAGUUUGAAGAACAGGAAGAUGAGGAGCCUGAAGUGAUACAAGAAGGGGAGAAUGUAAAAGAAGAGAUGGGAGAGAAAUACUCUUUGAUUUCUAAUAUUAGGACAGAACAGAAGGAUGAACUUGGCAAAGGUACUGAAGGCGCUCCUCAUGAAGCAGACCCCAAGUUUUCAACGAAGCAAGGGAGAAACCAAAACCAUGAGUCUAAGAAGUCCACAACAGAUGCUAUAGCUCUUAAAGCACCAAACAGGGAAUCAAGUGAGCAACAUUCAAAAGGAUGGCAAACAAUUCCAAAACCAAAAGGACAUUCAGCUCUAGACUAUGCACGGUGGGAUAGUGUUGAAGAUGAUUCUAGUGAUGAUGACGACGAUGAUGAAGAAGAAGAAUCUUUGCCUCAAUACCGGUUUCGUGUAAGAACAGUUGGUGUCCGUCCUGUAAAGUGA
This is a messenger RNA of Sphenostylis stenocarpa, 834 nucleotides long. The record is from the annotation of a GenBank genome assembly. NCBI's taxonomy places the organism in Eukaryota, Viridiplantae, Streptophyta, Magnoliopsida, Fabales, Fabaceae.